Molecule: messenger RNA, 1522 nt
Organism: Pocillopora damicornis (cauliflower coral)
Lineage: Eukaryota; Metazoa; Cnidaria; Anthozoa; Scleractinia; Pocilloporidae
Source: RefSeq, a predicted model, not a curated record
AUGUUGGAGGAGGAAGAGAAGUUUGCAACGUUUCACUAUGACUCUCACUACUGGAGUGAUAAAAACCAAUACAACAUCCCCGGCGGGAGGACUGGGUUUGACUCACAAGAGACCAAGUUACCGACCUAUUGGAACACACCUUUCUCCAAGAUCUGUCUCGGUAUGAAGAUUAGUGGACAGCUCAGGUUUAUUGUCUUUAACAAUCAAGCCAACUCUCUGCACUCACUGAUCGCUGAUGGAACAUACCGCGCUACUUCACUGGGUCGUGACGAGUGGAAGAAGUUGAUUGGUGCGCAGGGCUCUUUGCAACUGAACUGUAACAAGGAGGGCUUCAAUGCUGUAGGUACUUUAAGUAAUCAUGCUAAAGCAAGAAUUGGUUAUAUAGCUAACCAGGAAAACGAUUGUGGCACUUGUGACUCCAGAAUUGGGUUUGGUACCGGAGGAGGUCCUGAUAACUCCAAUACGUGUGGAAACGCAGCAGCAGCUUCCCCUGAUAAUGGUAACAGAUAUAUCAAAGCUAUGGGAUAUAUUUUAGUGCAGUAAACUCUUUCAAUCCAUGUAUGACCUUGGAAAACGCACUACGAAUUGGGGAGGAGAGGUGGGGUACUGAAAAAAGCCCUUUUCCAUUUAUCUAUCCCAUCCCCUUCUCCCUUCAAACGCCUGGCAGAGUGAGAACUUGCUAAGCAGACUAUAGAUUGCCACCUUCGGCUCGUAAUUUACAAACUUCUCUUCUUCCUCCAACAUCCCACGUGAGUUAUUAAGCCGGUAAACCGAUAGAAAGUGUGGUCUAUUGCUUAAUUAUUACUAAUCGUUGUUACUACUAAUACUUGUUAUUGAUCAUUAUUAGUUAUUACGAUUUGCGAACUGACCCUCAGAAUCAGUUGUAAAGACUUUUAGUAUACCUAACACUGGGUCUGCACAAAAAAAUACGUCCGACACAAGAGCCUUAUUAUACUGCAAUUUCUCCACAACAGCUAGAAAAAGUGCAUAUGAUAGUUUGAUAACAAUAGCCAUAAAAUAAAUGAAAAACAAAUAAAUAAUAGGCAAAAUAAUAUUUGAAUAGGAACUAAUAAAAAAGGAGGGCGCCGAGACACCAUAUUAGAAACGCCACAGUAAGACAAUACAACUAGAAUUAAGAUUCCUAAUUCAAAUUCAUAAUUAAGUAAAAUUUUUGCAAUUGAAAGAGUUACAGUAUAUUGAAGUUAUCUUGGAAUUAAAUGUUCACUGUAGGCAAGUGACUUAAGUAACUUAAUUUCAACUCGGGUUAAUAAGGCUGAUUAGGCCCCUAGCAGUACAUAGGUAGAAAAACUGCAUAUGAUAAUUUGAUAACAGUAGCUAUAAAAUAAAUGAAAAACAAAUAAGUGAUGGGCAAAAUAAUAUUUGAAUAAGAAUUAAUUAAAAAAGAGUGCGCCAAGACACCAUAUUAGAAACGCCACUGUAAGACAAUAGAGCUAGAAUUAAGAAUUCUAAUUCAAAUUCAUAAUUAUGUAAAAUUUUUGCAAUUAAAAGAGUUACAAUAUAG